This is a messenger RNA of Teleopsis dalmanni, 1091 nucleotides long. RefSeq lists its product as uncharacterized. The record is from RefSeq and is a predicted model, not a curated record. Bases 74 to 1054 code for a protein of 326 amino acids. Lineage: Eukaryota; Metazoa; Arthropoda; Insecta; Diptera; Diopsidae. The transcript is spliced from 4 exons.
UUCAACACAUUUUUACUUUUACAUUUUUGUAAAUUUUGUAUUUUUGUAUUUUUGUAUUGUUUUUAGAAUAAACAUGCCGCGAAAGAAACAAACAGAAAAUGUCGACGUCAUUGGUCAUUUGGAUAAGACACCCGCGGAUGCCGCUGGGGAAUUCAUUGUAUCUAAAGAUCAGGAUAAGUAUUUCAUAAAACCACCACACUGGGACUCUGCCCAAGAUUCCAUCGAUAUGCUUUAUAUACGUAACCAACGAGAAUAUAUGGAUAUGCUGGAAAUGCAGGAAAAAGUCAUGGAAAGUUCUAAAAAACAAACAAAGAUAAACGAAUCACGUAUGGAUGAAUUACGCAAGGAACACACUGAGAUGCGAGAACGAUUUAUUCAGACAAGUAAUUUUAUAAACCAAUGCGCUGACAAAAUGCAUUUAGCUGAGAAUGAUAUUAAGGAACAGCAGGAUUUGCGUACAAAAUUACGACAACGUAUUGAAGAACUUACAAAGUCUUUGCAAGAAUUAGAUACAUUUCGAAAAACACUUAACGAAACCGUUAAAGAAUUUCUACCCUACGAAAAAAUUAUGGAAGAUGUUGUACGAGAGUCUGGCACUUUUCAAUCAGUAAAAGAUUUUAUGGAUCGUUGUGACGCACUUUUGAUGACUAAUAUUGAAAUCGCUAAGUUAGGGAAGCAAAAAAUUGAAGAAAUUGAGAAGCUGCGUGCGUUAAUACUGAAAAUGACAGAUACAGCAGCACUUACGAUACUAGGAUUAAAAAAUGAAUUAAAUCAGUUAUUGUGCACCUAUACUGAGGCUUAUAAUGAAUGCAAUAUGUGGGAAGAUAAACUGUCGAAAGCUAGAGACGAGAUUAUUCACAAACAAAUCGGUAUUGAAAGAAGUAGGGAUGGGAUUCAUCAAAUGUACAAAAUGUUGUGUACCCGAAUCGGUCGCAAGCCCACACUACAACGAUCUCAUGUCGAGCAGGUACUUGAUUUCAUUCAAAAUGAAGUGCAGGUUUUAAGAAAGGUCACAAUACGAUGUGAAGAAGAAACACAAAAAAAUUUAAAUUAAACAUUUUUUCUAACUUCUUAUUGUAAAAAAUAAAUGA